AUCAUUAAAAACGAUUUAAAAUCUUUUUUUAGCAAUUUUAAUGAUGUAACUUUACACGUUACCCAGCAUUUAAAGUAUUCAAUUCACUUUUCCUUCGUUUCAUUCACUCAUUGGUAGGGACUGAUAUGUCACAUGAGCGUUGUGGUGGUCACGUGAAUUAAUUAAGUUGGUAUAUUAACCAAUCAGUGACGAGGAAUUAGCAUGAGGCGUUAUUAGGCCUAUAUAAGCCGUGCUAGUCGGUCAUAACGUUUAUGGUCCUUGAUUUUAAUUUGGGAGUGUUGAUUGGGAGGUUUUUUUUUUUUUUAUUUGUUAGUUUUCUACAAGAAACCUCAGCUUCUCUUCUUAAGCUUUUCUUAUGAUUUUAUUCAUUGGUUUUUAUUGGUAUUGCCAACGAGUCAAAGCUUCCAGAUCUCUGCCCAAAAGGUGCCAUGUCUGCAGGGCUCCAGAUGCUGGGUACUGCACUGGGAGUGCUGGGUUGGCUGGGAACCAUCCUGGCCUGUGCUCUCCCGCUAUGGCGCGUGACCGCUUUCAUCGGCAACAACAUCGUGACGGCGCAGGUCGUCUGGGAGGGUUUGUGGAUGACCUGUGUGGUGCAGAGCACCGGGCAAAUGCAAUGCAAGGUCUAUGACUCCAUGCUGGCUCUGUCUUCAGACCUUCAAGCCUCUCGGGCCAUGCUCGUCAUCGCUCCGCUGGUCGGUCUGGUGGCCAUACUUGCUAGCGUAGCUGGAGGCGAGUGCACAAAUUGUUUGGCCCAAAGCAGUGCCAAAGCCAGGGUAGCUAUAGCAGCUGGGGUUUUCUUUCUUGUCGCAGGAAUUCUGAGCCUCAUACCCCCCAGCUGGAUGGCGAACGCUGUGAUCAGCAACUUCUAUAAUCCACUGGUGGCCCAGUCGCAAAAGAGGGAGCUGGGGACAGCCAUCUUUAUCUGUUGGGGGGCUUCUGUGUUAAUGGUGAUCGGCGGAGGGCUUCUAUGCAGUUCUUGGCCCGGCAGUAGAGGAAGGCAAACAAGCCAAUACAAACCUGCAUCUCAAACCAGCAGAGAGCGCACUGCCUAUGUCUGAGCUUAUGUUAACCCCUGCUUUUGUCUUUUUAAAAUUAAGUAUAUUUUUAUUUCUGUAAAUAAAACUUACCUUCACUGUG
This is a messenger RNA of Hemibagrus wyckioides, 1137 nucleotides long. RefSeq names its product claudin g (gene cldng). The record is from RefSeq and is a predicted model, not a curated record. Lineage: Eukaryota; Metazoa; Chordata; Actinopteri; Siluriformes; Bagridae. Bases 429 to 1058 code for a protein of 209 amino acids. Gene Ontology annotation, molecular function: structural molecule activity. The transcript is spliced from 2 exons. Gene Ontology annotation, biological process: bicellular tight junction assembly; cell adhesion. Gene Ontology annotation, cellular component: bicellular tight junction; plasma membrane.